AUGCAUGUAAAUCGUCCCGUUCCGUUCUCUCGAGUAUACUUCGGCCUCAUGGGCGAACGAAGAGCCGCAAUUGCUGCAGAAGUGACGCCAGACGCUAUCUCCGCCUUGGAGGGCGGACUCGGCGUGCUGGGUGCUGGAAGCAAUGGUGCCGGUGCCUCUGUAGCGCUUUGUUGGACCGGAGACUGUGAGGUCUUUCUCAUGGAGUUUGAUGUGGAGGGCUGUCGUUUGUCAGUACAAAGCAACGCUCGGUAG
This is a messenger RNA of Cadophora gregata, 252 nucleotides long. RefSeq lists its product as uncharacterized. NCBI's taxonomy places the organism in Eukaryota, Fungi, Ascomycota, Leotiomycetes, Helotiales, Ploettnerulaceae. The record is from RefSeq and is a predicted model, not a curated record. The coding region runs from base 1 to 252 and encodes 83 amino acids. The transcript has a single exon.